AUGUGCCCACAGCCGGCAGGAGGACGGAGCCAGGACAGGAAAGGAGGCAGCGAUUUCAGAGUGGCGGCGCUUGAGACCUGCCUCAUAUCUUCCCCAACCCUAUUGCCUUUCAGCAUCACCAUCUUGUUCAGAGCCUGGCAGAAAUGGGUCUGGACCGGCCUGAGUGCUCCGAGUCUCCCAGGCGUACUGACAACCCUGGAUUCACUGCAUGGUAAUAAACCACACCGGGGCGCCAAGGCCGCCCAGGAGGGAGAGAAGCUGCAAAAGACGGGUCGUCUUUGCUCCUCCCUUCGCGGCCUCUUCUCAUUCUCCCCGGAGCCUUUAGCUGGCUCCUCGAGUCCCCCCGGGCAUCGGGCGUCGGGGCGGGAGGGAGACGCAGCGCGGUUAGAAUCUUCAAUCUGCAGUGAAGACUCUGGACCGUGUGCUGUGCCGGGCACUGUCCUCGGGUUCCAGGAGGACCCCCGGGACGGGCAGGCACAGGCGCCCCCGCCCCAGCGCUCACGGGCCGGCGAGGGCGCCCCAGGACCUGGCGGGUCCCAGCGCGGGACUGCGCUCGCGGCGGAGGCGCAGGAGCCGGAGGGCCCCGGGACGCGCGGGUGGUCCCCCCGCCCCGAGGAGGGUCGCCGCUACUCACGGGGCUGCCCGGCUGAAGGCGCGGCCGCAGUCGCUCCGCUGGGGCCGCCGCGAUGGCGCCUGACCGGCCGGGCGCCUGACCAAUACGGGCCAAGCCGGGGCGCAUAUAAAUAG
Molecule: messenger RNA, 747 nt
Organism: Rangifer tarandus platyrhynchus (Svalbard reindeer)
Lineage: Eukaryota; Metazoa; Chordata; Mammalia; Artiodactyla; Cervidae
Source: the annotation of a GenBank genome assembly